Triticum aestivum (bread wheat) is the source of this 4043-nucleotide messenger RNA. RefSeq names its product disease resistance protein PIK6-NP. NCBI's taxonomy places the organism in Eukaryota, Viridiplantae, Streptophyta, Magnoliopsida, Poales, Poaceae. The record is from RefSeq and is a predicted model, not a curated record. Bases 369 to 3767 code for a protein of 1132 amino acids. Gene Ontology annotation, molecular function: ADP binding; ATP hydrolysis activity. Gene Ontology annotation, biological process: defense response to other organism. The transcript has 8 exons.
UCAUCAAAGCGGCCAGAUCUAAAGAACGAGUUAGAGGCAUCUCCAUCUCGUUCUCACCACCAUUGCUCUUGCUCCACCAAAAGCCACCAACCAUGGCGCUUGUGUAGCCGUCCCACGCUUGCUCGUCUCGUCCCGCUCCCAGCAAGCACGCCCGCAGGCCGCAGGGGCGGCGCGCAGACCUAGCUAGCAUUUGGAGGCGGUUGCCGAAGUGAAGAGCCUGCCGCUGCUGCUGACGUGCUAGCUGCUUGGGGGUCUUUUCAGAGAGCUCCUUGGUGUUGGAUCUGCUAGCUGCUUGCCUUCCUCGGCUAUGCUCUGCUUGGUUCUAUACAGGUUUUCUUCCUAAAGGAUCCGACCCAAGUCACCCAACCAUGGAGUUGGUGACCGGUGUCAUGGGAAGACUACUCCUUAAGCUGGGCGAGCUGCUCGCGAGUGAGUACAAGCUACAGAAGGGCGUCAAUGAAGACAUUGAGUCCCUCAAAAAAGAGAUGGAGAGCAUUCACAUUGCCCUUAAAAAGGUGGCCGAGGUACCACGGGACCGGCUUAAUGCGCAGUUCAAGAAAUGGGCAGAUGAACUGAGGGAGCUGUCGUACGACAUGGAGGACGUCGUUGACAACUUCCUGGUGUGCGUCGAGGGAUCUGAUCCAGCACCCAGCUCCAACAAGCUCAAAUGGCUAAUGGAGAAGAUGACCGGCUAUUUCACCAAAGCCAACGGUCGCCAUCAGAUCGCCAAUGACAUUAAGGCUCUCAAGAAACUUGCCGAAGAGGUGGCUGGCCGGCGUGCCAGAUGCCAAGUCAGCGAUGCUGUUGUCAAUUCACCUAGCAGAUCCAAGGUUGACCCUCGUAUGCUGGCUUUGUACAAGGAUCAGCAAGAGCUCGUCGGCAUUGAAGCCGCUCGGGUCGAGCUAACCAAGAGGCUGGCACUUGUUGACGGGGAUGGGUCAAAUCAGCAGCUCAAGAUAGUCUCUAUUGUCGGACCUGGAGGACUCGGCAAGACAACUCUUGCCAAGGCAGUGUACGAUAGUCUUCAAACGCAAUAUGUUCACAAAGCUUUUGUUCCGGUGGGUCAAAAACCUGAAGUGAACAAAGUUCUCAAGGACAUCCUCUUGGAACUGCGCGUGCAUACGAGCGAUGUAGCCACAUUAGAUGUAAGACAACUUGUCGAAAAACUCCGAGAACUACUUCAGAAUGUCAGGUACUUCAUCGUUAUCGAUGACAUAUGGGAUUUGGAAUCAUGGGGAACAAUCAAAUGUGCUUUGUUGGACAACAAUCGUGGAAGUCGAGUAAUCACAACAACUCGCAUUCACAAAGUCGCAGCAAACACGGGUGAUGUCUACAAGCUAGAACCACUUUCUCAUGAUUUGUCUAAAGCACUAUUCUAUAAAAGAUUAUUUGGUGGUGAAGAGAACUGCCCUGAUGAUCUACCUUCUGAGGUAUCUAAAAAAUUUCUACAGAAAUGUGGUGGUGUGCCGCUCGCUAUCAUUGCAAUAGCUAGCUUGUUGGUUGGUAAAAGAGUGGAGGAUUGGUCUAUGGUAUACACCUCUAUUGGUUUUGGAUAUGGAGAUACUAGAGAUAUUGAUGACAUGAGAAGGAUAUUAGUAUUUAGCUAUGAUGAUCUACCUUGUUAUCUAAGGCCUUGUCUAUUGCAUCUGAGCAUAUUUACAGAGGACGCUUUGAUCAUGAAAGAGACAUUGAUAUGGAUGUGGGUGGCCGAAGGCUUUGUCAGUGAAGAGCGAGGGAGAGGGUUAUUUGAGAUUGGAGAGGGAUACUUUAGUGCUCUCGUAAACCGAAGCCUGAUCCUGCCUGUGGGGAAGAAAGGAAAGAAUGUCAUAUAUGCUUGCCGUGUUCAUGAUAUGGUACUUGAUACAAUUUGUUGGUUAUCGAAGGAAGAAAAUUUUGUUACCAUAGUGGAUGGUAAUGGGAAAUACUCAUCUUCAGAAAGCAAUGUUCGUAGGUUAGCUGUCCAAACAAGAGAGGAAGAGCAGGGCAACCAUUUGGCCAACACAAGCAUGCCAAAAUUGAGGUCAUGUUAUGCCAGCAGCUGUCAUAAAAGUAUGAUGCCACCACUUUCGAGCUUUCAAGUGUUACGUGUUCUAGACAUGAAAAACUGCAUAUUUCUGGAAAACUGUCAUCUUAAGCAUCUUGGAAGGUUACACCAAUUGAGAUACUUGAGUCUGGAGAACACAAAAAUCAGUGAGCUCCCAAAAGAUAUAGGAGAUUUAAAGUUUCUGCAGACACUAGACUUGAGGAACUCCUGGAUACAAGAAUUGCCUCAGGGUACUAGUUUGCUAAGGGAACUUAAGUGCCUGCGUGUUGACAGCAAGCGCUUGCACAAUCGUAGAAUUGAACAUUUUGGUAUAGCAGUGCCGAAUUGGAUAGGGAACCUGACAUCCCUGGAGGAGUUAUCUUUGCAAAUUAAUGGUGAAUUCUCUACCUUCGUUGAAGAACUUGGUAAGCUGACAGAGCUGAGGGUGCUGGACUGUCAUUUAAGGGGAAGUCUGGAUGAUUGUUCUAAGAAAACUUUGGUGGGUUCUGUAUGCAAACUUAAGAAAAUCCAAACCCUACAUCUUGAGGGCCUCUGGUGGUCGGAAUUGGAGGCAGAUACCUACUGGGCAGGCUACAAGCCUCCUCGGGAACUCCGUGAUCUGUCAAUAUCGACCAAGUUCAGUAGGGUCCCGGCGUGGAUUAAUUCCUCGCUGCUUCCGAACCUCUCCAAACUAAAAAUGCGGGCUUUCCCUAUGGAGGAGCAGGAUGUGGUCAACCUGUGGGGCUUGCCAGAGCUUUGUAGUUUGAAAGAUUUGUGGAUACGAGCAGAGGGCAUUGAGUUCCCUGAUGGCGCGUUCCCCAAGUUGAGGAGCUGCGGGAUAGAUGCACCUUUCUGGUUUCUGCCGGGAAGCAUGCGGAGCCUUGAAUACAUUACGUUCGGCACAGGGUGGUACUUGGACAAGAAGGAUGCCGUCGACGUCAUUGAUGUUGACUUUAUUGGUACCCUGGGGAACCUCCCUUCUCUCCGGUGGGUCUUCGCUUAUAUGGACUGCUGGGGUGGUGCCCGUGCUUCUGAUGUGGAGAAGAUGGAGGCAGCGGUGAGGCAAGCAAUCGACAAUCAUCCCAACCAUCCCAAACUUGAUAUGGGAAGGCGUGGUGGAGAUCCGAUAAAAGAACCAGCCUCCCCUCUUCUGGAUCAUAAUACGGGUGUUGGUCCGUCUGCUCAGGACGACAACCAAGAAUCGAGCUCCCAAGAGACAGAGCAGGAGUUCAACGACGACGAUGACAACCGCGUCAAACAAAAGCCGGAUCCGGAGCAGAAGAAGCAAGAUCAGUCUCAUGAAGGCCAGGCGUCGGAUUCCUCCAAGGCAGACCAAAAGCCGGACGACCAACGAGAAGCCAACAACGUCGACGUUGAUGCAGCGGAGAAGUGCUCAGUCCUCGACGUCCACCCCAGCGGUCCUGUCCCUCGCCUCAGUUUUGGCAUUUGUCUGCUCCAUCACCAGCGCGGACAACAAGCUCAGGCGAUCAACGAGAAGGAGGAGGAAGAAUCGCAGGUGGCAGACCGACAGGAACAGCCGGCCGAGGAACACGAAGAAGCCGAGGACGGGUCAGCAGAGACGACUCCACCAAAGACCCUGCAGAACACAGUCGACGUUGCUAGUCUUGCAGAAAGCAGUGAGGCCGCCGCUGCUACGCCUGCUCCUUCUGAGCCCGCUGGACCGAGAUGGAGGCGUUGGGCGUGCUUUAGUUGCCUCAAGUCCGGCAGCAGUUCUUCUCACUAGUGUGGUGCCGUGCUUCUGAAGAUGGCUCAGGACUUCUGAAUAAUUGCGUUGCUGGUUAGUGGUCGGGUUGAACUGCACUACUUUUGUCGGAACUUCUUAAACUGUUUGUUGCUAUUGUUUGGCUUGUAAUAGGAUAGUAUGACGCACCAGGUUUUUUGCCCCGUAGUCUAUGUUUGAUCAAGAUCAGGCAUCGACAGCGGGUUUUCCUGGCGGGUUUGAAUAUCCUUUCCAUUUCCACAUGUUAAUUAAGAUUUGUUUGUUUGUUUGUUUGAGGAA